Messenger RNA from Schistosoma intercalatum, 2151 nucleotides. The record is from the annotation of a GenBank genome assembly. Lineage: Eukaryota; Metazoa; Platyhelminthes; Trematoda; Strigeidida; Schistosomatidae.
AUGUCAUCGUUAAAUGGCAGUGUAAGUCCAGGUGCAACUGGUGGAGCUAGAAAGUCUAGAAAUAAUAAUCAAAAUCAUCCUCAUCAUCAUCAUCACCAAUCGCGUGAUCAACAUCUUCGACAUACUAUCAAUACUACAUCAACAUCAUUAAUUAAUGAUAAUAAUAAUCGUCGUUCACGACACUCAAAUCAAACUCAUAUUAAAUUAAAUCGUUCAAACAGUAAACAAAAUAAUAAAUCGACAAUUUUAUUUAAAAAACGAAUGAACAAAUCAAAAAAAGGACUGUUUUCAACAAAUUUUAAUUCAAUCCAUUAUGUAAAUCAAUUAUCAACAAGAUCAUAUAAUUAUUCAACUGGUAGAAAGAAAUUACAAGGUCUAACUUCAAUGAAUAAAACAUUGUCACAUCAAUUCGAAAUGAGUGGACAGUUAGAACGACAACAACAACAAGAGGCUAUCGAUUUAUCAAUGCAUAACAGAUCACAAUGUAUUCAAUCAGAGACUACUACACCUUCAUCAAUAACAUACGAACCAAUAACUUCUCAUUCAAUAUCAUGUAAUUCUUCAAUGUUUCAUAUGAUAAACAAAUUAACUACUGAUAAGACUAUAUCUACUACUAAUACUACUGAUACUACUAUCAGCACCAAUACCAUUACAAAUGUAAACAUUAAUCCACAAGAAUAUUUGAAACAUUUGAAUACAGAUUUAUCAUUGAAAGAAAUUGGACUAGAUUUAUCUACUUCAGUAAAUGAUAGAAUACCAAAUUAUCUGAAAUUCUCAACUGAGGACAAAACGAUGCAUCCUACUGACUUAAUGAUGUGUAGUAAACAAACUAACGCCAAAGAUUAUUCUUAUCAAUCAUCUACAGACUGUAAUUUAACAAAUCCAUCUAUUGUAAGCAGUACUGUUCAAUGUAAAGAAUCAAUAGAUCAGUUAAAAAACUCUAAUUUCCAUUUACAUUCACAAUCAACAACUCAAAGUCAACAAGAUAAUGAUUUAAUUGAACAUUGUACAGAUAUUAUUCAAGCUAAUGAUCAAAACAUUCGUUGUAAAACUAUGGAAGAGGUAAAUAUACAGAGAAAUUGUAUACAACAAACAAGUCCAAUAACUUUUAAUGAUCGUUACGUUUGUUCGCCUGGAUCACCGUUAUCAAAUGAAGAUAUAUUGAAUGAUUCCAAUGUGGUUAAUUUUAUGGGAAGACGAAAUAGAACAACAUUUUCUGAGAAACAAGUGGAAUUCCUCGAAUCCGCCUUUAAACAUACACAUUAUCCUGACUUGCAACUACGUGAAACACUUGCCUAUCAGACUAAUUUACCUGAAUGCAAAAUUCAAGUAUGGUUUAGUAAUCGGAGAGCUCGUUGGCGUAAACAAAUCAAUUUUACUUGUCAAAAUACUUUGGAAUUAGUGAAUUCACCAUGGCAUACUUUUAAUAAACAACCAAAAUGUGAAGUAUUCACAUCAAACAAUGAUGAAAUACAACAACAAGCUAUACCUCUAUCUUCAAUAAGUAAUAAACAUUAUAUUAAUGAGAUGAUAUAUCCACAUACAAAAACAUCACAUGAUCCAUUGAGUACUGAACACUUAAAGAAUACUGGAUGGAAUUUAGAAAAAUUAAUCACAACAACAAGAACACAUGAAGUUACAAAUUGUGAAAAACUACAAUCUUCUCCAUGUUCAGAGAAUAAAAUACUUAAUGAUUAUUGUAAUGUAUUAUUAAAACUUUAUCAAACUAAACAAUUAACAUCAAAUGAAUUAAAACAUUGUUCAAAUAAUUUAUUAGAUCCUAUUCAAUGGAAUUAUUCAAUUAAAUCAAAUGAUUAUCAAACAAGUUAUUUAUCACCUUCAAAAGAAACUCAACAAUUAUUUCAUACAUUUGAAGAGAAUUCUGAAUGUUCAUUGAAAUCAGGAUUCGCUACACAGAGCAAAUCUAUGGAUUCUAGUAAAACAACUCCGAAUAAACCAUCAAGUUCAACUAUGACUGAAAAUAAAUAUUCAAUUCAAAAAGAAAUAGAUGAAUUAAAUAAUAAUAAUAAUUUAGAAAUAUCAUGCCAUUUAUCAUUAUCUAAAUUGUAUCCAUUAAAAAUAGAUCAUAAUUCUGAUAUCAAUGAAUCCAUUGAACCAGAUUCUACAAUGGAUAAUCAAAAAUCACCUUAA